AUGGAGGGCAACCCCGCGGAGCAUGAUGAGAUUGUCUCUCAAUUCUGUGCUAUGACUGGAACCCAGCCCUCGGAGGCCCAGGAAUAUCUCGCUGCCAAUCGGUUCGACCUUGAAGCUGCCGUGACGGAGUUCUUUGCGGAGCAAGAUGAGGCCAUGCAAGACACACACACCGGGGAAGAGGGCCAGGCGAGCACACAAAGCGCCACCGGAGGUCCAUCUGGAGGUCGAACUCUGGGAGGAGCUGCCGUGCCUGCUUCAUCUUCUGCGGCACCUGAAGCUUCUUCGUCUGCGCGGGGAGCUGCGCCCAGGAAGCGCUUUGCUACUUUAGGAGACUUCUCCCAGGGUGCUGCUGGAGGGGGCGAAUCUUCUGAUGGCGAUGAUAGCGACGACCACGAUUUCUUUGCGGGUGGUGAGAAGUCUGGACUGGCUGUACAGAACCCAGACGAUCUCAAGAAGAAGAUCCUCGAAAAGGCCCGCAGAGCCCAACCUCCCCCCUCCGACGACCCAGAGCCAGCACCAUCACAUUUCACCGGUACUGCUCGUACCCUUGGCGGCGACGAGGCUCCCAGUCGUGUCAUCGAGAACCCCUCUGCCCCCACCCAACAACGCGCUCAGCGUGUCCAACGGGUUCUGCAUUUCUGGGCCGAUGGAUUCUCAGUGGAUGAUGGUGAACUUUUCCGAUCGGACGAUCCCCGAAACGCAGAUAUUCUCGAUGGCAUCCGACAGGGUCGCGCUCCCCUUUCUAUUAUGAAUGUUCAACCUGGCCAAGAGGUCGACGUGGAGCUCAAGCAACACGAGGAGAAGUACACCAAGCCUAAGCUUAAGUACAAGCCAUUCUCGGGAUCCGGACAGCGCUUGGGUAGCCCGACGCCUGGCGUGAGGAGCGAGGCCCCAACGCCCUCCGCCGCGCCGGCACCCUCUGCCCAAGAGGCAUCUCAGCCUACUGUGGACGAGUCGCAGCCUACGGUCACCCUCCAAGUUCGCCUCGGAGAUGGCACCCGGCUGACGUCUCGAUUCAACACUACAGCGACCAUUGGCGAUGUCUACUCUUUCGUCGGUGCUGCUUCUCCCGAUGGUUCAGCCCGCCCAUGGGUGUUGAUGACGACCUUCCCCAGCACGGAACUUAAGGACAAGGACGCUGUUCUCGGCGACAUGCCCGAGUUCAAGCGUGGAGGUGUUGUGGUUCAGAAGUGGCAUUCAAAUAUGCCUCUGACCGGUGUCAAGAAUGUUGUGCUGGUCCUUUCCGGCAAAGGAGGAGUGGGAAAGUCCUCCGUCACACUGCAACUAGCUCUCGCUCUCUCACUUCAAGGCAAAUCCGUCGGGAUUCUUGACAUCGACUUGACGGGACCGUCAAUGCCACGCCUUGUUGGGCUCGAGGGCGCGAAAAUCACACAAGCUCCAGGGGGGUGGAUGCCCGUCCCUGUACACAGUGCCGAAGCCGCGCCGGAAGACUCGUCAUCACAACCUUCGCGCGGAUCGCUUCGCUGCAUGUCCCUCGGCUUCCUCCUGCGCGACCGCGGCGAUGCUGUGAUUUGGCGUGGGCCUAAGAAAACAGCCAUGAUCCGUCAAUUUUUAUCCGAUGUCUUCUGGGGCGAAACAGAUUAUCUUUUGAUUGAUACGCCACCCGGCACGAGUGACGAGCACAUUGCGCUUGCUGAGCAGCUGCUCACGCUCUCUACAAUAGACGUAACGGUGGCUGCCCAGUCGGGCGUUCCUCGACUGGCUGGUGCAGUGCUCGUGACGACUCCCCAGGCCGUUGCGACGUCGGAUGUGCGGAAGGAGGCGAAUUUCUGCGUCAAGACUAAUAUCCCAGUCCUGGGUGUAAUCGAGAAUAUGUCUGGAUAUGCUUGCCCUUGUUGUGGAGAGGUGAGCAAUCUGUUUUCUAGUGGCGGUGGCCAGGUUAUGGCUCAGGAACUGUCACUUUCAUUUAUGGGCAGUGUGCCCAUCGAUGUCAAGUUCGGUGAAUUGGUGGAAGGGAAGUUGGAGCAUUGGGAUAGUGACACAGAAGACGAGGACGAUGUUCCCAAGCCUGAGCCACAGGAAACACCCACCGAGCCUGAUAACCGGCCACUCGUCGAACGGUACCGAGAAACCUGGUCAUACCCCCGCUUCGAGGGCUUUGCGCAAACACUGCUUGCCCGCAUUGAGGGACAAGGUACCACGGUCUAG
This is a messenger RNA of Penicillium salamii, 2169 nucleotides long. The record is from the annotation of a GenBank genome assembly. NCBI's taxonomy places the organism in Eukaryota, Fungi, Ascomycota, Eurotiomycetes, Eurotiales, Aspergillaceae.